AUGAUUGCCAAUUCAACACAUAUUUCAAGCAGAAUGUUCAGAUCCCAGAAAUUAAUGAUGCUUAGUAUUUUAGCUGCAUUUUUAGUAUUAUUAGGAAUCACAGGAAUUUCAGGUCAUCAUCAUCAAGUUAUUGCUACUGUUAAAUCAGCAUCUAAUAAAGCAAGUGAUACAAUUGCUGGAAUUUAUAAUGAAUAUGCAUUAACACCAGAACAAGAAGAAAUAGCUGAAGAAGCAAAAAUUGAUGCUGAAAAAUUAUCUGAAUUGGAUGCUGAAAAACAAGCUGAAGUAAAUGAAGAAAAACAAGCUAAAGAACAAGAAAAUUUAGAAGAUGAACAAAUUAAACAAGAAGAUGAAGGAUCAGAACAUAUAGUAAGUUAA
Messenger RNA from Candida tropicalis MYA-3404, 378 nucleotides. RefSeq lists its product as uncharacterized. Bases 1 to 378 code for a protein of 125 amino acids. The record is from RefSeq and is a predicted model, not a curated record. Lineage: Eukaryota; Fungi; Ascomycota; Pichiomycetes; Serinales; Debaryomycetaceae. The transcript has a single exon.